Molecule: messenger RNA, 756 nt
Organism: Darwinula stevensoni
Lineage: Eukaryota; Metazoa; Arthropoda; Ostracoda; Podocopida; Darwinulidae
Source: the annotation of a GenBank genome assembly
AUGGACCUCCCGUGGGUGCCUGAGAGCCUGGUCGGCUUCCUGGAUCGCGUCAGUCGGGAGCUGGAGGCGACGCUGGAGAAACCCCGCAGGAAGCGACGCCUUGCCGUCAAGCCCAAGGACAACAGCAGAAAGAAGCGCUGGAGCCAGAAGGAGCGCUGGCGGGAGAAGGGCGGAAGGACCGGAUGGGAGUCGGUCGAAGACGCGGCCUGGACAUCCCCCGAGGGAGACGCCCUCGCCCCGUUCCUCCUCUCGCCCGGGCGUUCCUUCGCUUUCGUCGCGGGGGCGACCCAAGACGAGGUGGGAGUGGAGGGCGUCGGGGGGAGGAGGGACCGCGAGGACGAAUCUCGGAGUCCGGUCGUUUCCAUGGACGAGUUGGACGUGAUCGUCGCCAACGAACUCGACCGGAUCCAGCAGGAGACUCACUAUCUGGAGUUCGGGACGGGAACCAUGGAGUGUUUGUCGCCGUCGGUCCAAGCCUCGGGAAGCGGAGGGAGAGACCGCGAGGACCGCUUCUCGCAGCUGUCGCCUUCGGACGCCGCGGCUAUUCCGUGGACCGCGGGAGGAGGUGGGGGCGGCAGGUGUCCGAAUCCCGAUCCGAAUCCCAAUCCGAAUGCGAAUCCGGGGUCGUCGUGUUCGUGCGACAGCGGGUUCUCGUCGCCCUCGCCGGCUUCGUCGCCCGAUGCGCUCCCGCUCGCGCUCUCCAAGGCUCUUCAGCCGUGGUUCCAAGUUCAAACUCCGGCCGACUGGCACUAUUGA